AUGGCCUCGCCGCUCUCGCCGCAGCCCAAGUCCGCACCCACCACCUCGCUCUCCUCGUCCUCCUCCCCGCCCUCUCCACCGCCAACCGAACCCGCGCCCGCCGAGCGCCCCCUCCCUCCCUUGCACGUCGCAGCAGCCUCAAACGACCUCCAGUCCCUCUACGCCCUCCUCGACUCGCCCUCCUCGUCCUCGUCCAUACCCCACACCGCAAACGACACCGAUGCAGAGGGCACCACGCCGCUUCAUUGGGCCGCCAUUAAUGGACAUGUCGUCGCUGCCAAGGUGUUGCUCGAGAGGGGGGCAGAGGUCGAUGCGAGGGGCGGAGAGCUCAGAGGGACGCCGCUGAUGUGGGCUGCCAGAAACGGCCACCUCCCCGUCGUGCACCUCCUUCUAAAACACGGCGCCGACCCCUCCCUCACCGACGACCAAUCCUUCAACGCGCUCCACCUCGCAAUCCACUCUUCCUCCGCCUUCCUCGUCGCCUACCUCCUCCUCACGCUCCAACCGCUGGCAAUUGACUCGACUGAUCCCGAAGGGCAUACCGGGUUAGCGUGGGCGUGUUAUCAGGGCGAUGCGAUCAGUGUCGAGGUCCUCCUUAAAGCUGGAGCGGACAAGGACCGCAAAGACCGCAUGGGCCUAACCCCGCUACAUUGGGCCGUCACGAAGGGUAACGCGACCUGUAUCCGCCGCCUCGUCGAAGCAGGAGCCGACCUCUCACUCGUCGACAACGAAGGAAAGACUCCUCGAGACCUUGCCCUCCGUCUCAAGAGUAUCGCAGCGUACGACCGCGCCCUUAUCGAAGCGGGCCUCGAUCCCGAGACUGCGAGGAAGUUGGAUCGACCCCUCGACGAGCGCAAUACGAAUAGGGCGAUCUUUGCGGUUGUCGUCGCUGCGAUGGGCGGGAUGUUCGAGACGCUUGCCGUUCUGCCGUGGUACACGAGCUGGUUGGUCGUCGGCGCAGAAGCGUUUGGGAUGCAUCACCUCGUUGCGCGGGUCUUGCUUGGUGCUGGAGGGCCGAAGCGGAAGGGACAUGGGCACAAGCAUGCGGGGAGUUCGUCGAAGGUCACUAAGAGCCCGUACCUCUGCGCGGUUAUCACCUCCUCGCUCGUCUGGGUCGCGUACGUCUGGAUGACGCGGUACAUCUCUCGUGCGUCCCCUUCCCCUCUCCCUCCCCUCUCGCUCACGAAUCUUGCUCGCGCAGUCCCGGAUCAUACGACUUUGAACAUCCUCUUCGGUCUCGCACUCGUCUCGUGCGCUUGGUGGUUCGCGAAAGCGAUCCGGCUUGAUCCGGGAACUGUGAGGGGUCCGGGGGUGGGAGAGGAGUUGAAGGAGGUGGUUGAGGAAUUGGUCGAGUCGAAUCAGUUUAACGGGAUGCACUUCUGCCUCUCAUGCCUCACGAGAAGGCCGUUGAGGAGCAAGCAUUCGUAUGCGACGGAACGGUGCGUCGCGAGGUUUGAUCACUACUGUCCCUGGAUCUGGAACGACGUCGGCGUCAACAACCACCGCCAGUUCCUCCUCUUCGUCGCGUCCCUCGUCGUCGGCGUCAUCCUCUUCACUCGCUUGACCUUCGGCUACUUCUACGAGAAAGCCCCCGACCUCCACCCGGACUCGUACUGCCCUUCGCUCGUCCCCUCCCUCCUCUGCAUGUCGCUCCUCUUCGACCCCUUCGCCCUCUCGAUCGCCUCCUGGUCCUUCCUCCAACUAACCUGGACCCUCAUCCUCCUCUCGGCCCAAAUCUGGCAAGUCGCGAGACAGAUGACUACCCUCGAAGUCGCCAACGUGUCGAGGUUUGGAUACCUCGGGGGCAAACCGGGCGUUAGUGCGGCGAGUCAGCAGGGGGCGGUGGAGAAGUGGAAUGCGGCAAAGGCUGCGAGGCAUGCGGCGAAUUUGGCGGGCGACGUCGGGGACGGCGGGGCGCUGGACGACCCGGAGUCGCUCGCUCAUGCACCUUCGACUUCUCCUCCGCCUGGUCAGCCCACAACUCGCGCAAAAGGCUCCUUCGCAUUCUGCCUCAAACUCCUCGGACUAGAUCGCUUCCUCGCCCCUUCCUCGCAUCACUCGCAACUCACCACCCUCGCUCACCCUCCCCCAACCGCCACAAACCCCUUCGACCUCGGCUUCGUGGCGAAUUGUCUCGACUUCUGGACUAAAGGUGGAGAGUUGGGGGUUGAGUAUGAGAGGGUUUGGGGAGUCCCCGAGGGCGGGUUUGGGGAGAGGUGGAGGGAGAGGAGGAGGGAGGGACGGGCGGGGUUGGGCGGCGUGAGGAGGAAGUGGGCCGAGGGCAGGAGGAGAGCGAGGGGAGGAGAGGGGUACGAGAGGGUUGCGAUGGAGGAUGUGUAG
Molecule: messenger RNA, 2340 nt
Organism: Rhodotorula toruloides NP11
Lineage: Eukaryota; Fungi; Basidiomycota; Microbotryomycetes; Sporidiobolales; Sporidiobolaceae
Product: palmitoyltransferase SidR
Exons: 7
Coding region: 1-2340 (779 amino acids)
Biological process (GO): protein palmitoylation
Cellular component (GO): Golgi membrane
Molecular function (GO): protein binding; palmitoyltransferase activity
Source: RefSeq, a predicted model, not a curated record